GUUACUUCCUGCCUUAGGCGUCUAUUCAUGCCUGACGGGGAUAAGGGAGAUAAGGAUCUGAAUAUGAUUUAAAUUGAAUUCCAAUCACCUGAGAGAUAAGAUUAAAUCCAAUCCAAUGACUUUCAAACCCCCGCGGGUUCUCUCGAGAAUGUCGCACUUGAAUUCUUCCCCGUGUUUCAAUGCCUCCCUCUAGCACACCAUUUCGCGGCCCUCCUUCCCGUCGCUCCGAUUCCUCCGCUCGGCCCCGUGCUGGUCCUCAAUUCGCGUCAACGCCCCGUUUUGUCCUCUUACAGCAGACUCCUGGACAUGAUGCAGACGACCUCAUUGAUUCUCAAGGAUCUCCUCAAUCAACCCCAGUCGCAAGUACACGUGCCGCCGAUCAAACAACUAGUGGUUCAACCCUGCGCCAGAAAGAGAUAAUUGAAGACUCCGACGACGGACUAGGCUACAGCGGAGGCGCCCCCGAUAUCACCGGAAGCGUAGACCUAGAUAGCAGUGCGCCAGACGAUACAUGCGACCUUGACGCUGAAUUUGAAGCUCUUUUCGGACCAACGACAGCCCGCGCAAAGAGAAGGCGUGUCUCGCUCGACACCCGAACACGCUUCACUCAACGAAGGAAGCGCAACGAUGAUAUGGUCCAGACCUCUUCGCCCGAACUACCAUCGCCGAGUAAAGGCUACACUCGAGGGCAUAGCCAUACACCGGCUCAAACUUUCCCCCAGCGAACCGUUUCCGUAACCACUCCUCUUCAGCCCUCCACGCCAGGAACCAUAAAACCAACCUUCCGCCAUAACCCCCGUUUCGUGCUAUCAGCCUCCCAGGCAGCUCCUAGUACCCAGCCACAAUCAAGCGCUCGUCCGACUCCAGCCCUGACCUAUUCAACCCCAAGGCCGAAACCUACGUUUGUCCUGCCGCGCUCGCCCUCCCCAUCCCAGGCUGCGGAAGAUCCCUCCGCCAUUCCGACACCAUUCUCCCCUUCCUCCCAAGCGGUCCGUCGGCGCGGCCGUCAUCGCCCCUCGACCCCCAGCUAUCUGCCGGGUGGCAUGGCAGCCGAAGUGCGCGGCUGGAUAUUAGAGAUGGGAACGAAGCGAGCACAGAUGGAGCUUAACCAGGGACGCCAUACUGGAGCGGGGGUGCCUGAUCUGCAGAAGUAUGCUCUUGCCAUUCGUGUCACGGGCGUGAGCCAAUCUACGGUUGGGAGCUCAGAUCCGCUUGCUUUCGUGCGUGGCCAGGCUGUGACUUCUCUGGACGGUGAUCAUGAGGGGUCUCCGAUGAAGAAUGUCCUCCUCUUAGGGCUUCCUCGCUACCAACCUCCUCAGUCGCUGCCUCAGCACCCGGGCGCUGACCGUGUUCCUGUGCUUGCCGAGGGGCAUGUGGUGGGUGUUUAUCGAGGACCGUCCUGGGAGGUUGAUUUGGGGGAUGGAUGUGAUUUACGCGGGGUCGGCUCUGACGGUGGCGGGAAUGGGAACUCCAGCGGUACCAUACGGUGGCUUGUGAGCUUGGAGUGGGAUUUGAUAUCUGUAGAUUAUUAGAUGAUGACUUUUAUGUUUGACAUGCAUGAUACGAUACCCGAUUAUUUACCUAAUUUAGUUAGUUCUUUGUGAAUGGUAUCCUCCGCCGAGGGACCGAGCUGUAUUCAUAUCGUUAAAUAGCAUAUAUA
Messenger RNA from Aspergillus alliaceus, 1660 nucleotides. RefSeq lists its product as uncharacterized. The transcript is spliced from 2 exons. Lineage: Eukaryota; Fungi; Ascomycota; Eurotiomycetes; Eurotiales; Aspergillaceae. Bases 180 to 1532 code for a protein of 450 amino acids. The record is from RefSeq and is a predicted model, not a curated record.